This is a messenger RNA of Anneissia japonica, 1743 nucleotides long. Its product is annotated as aggrecan core protein-like. Gene Ontology annotation, cellular component: plasma membrane. Bases 35 to 1267 code for a protein of 410 amino acids. Gene Ontology annotation, molecular function: transmembrane signaling receptor activity; hyaluronic acid binding. The record is from RefSeq and is a predicted model, not a curated record. Gene Ontology annotation, biological process: cell adhesion. Lineage: Eukaryota; Metazoa; Echinodermata; Crinoidea; Comatulida; Comatulidae. The transcript has 3 exons.
CAUUAUUCGUUCGUCAUUCUAUUAAUAUAGGACAAUGUUUUUCUCUGCUGCCUUGUUUUUUCUUGUCCUCUAUUUAGGAGAGAGUAUUUCUCUUGUUAACACAGGCCAGUAUGUUAUUGUCCCGCUGCAUGUUUUACAAGGCUGGAGUCAGGAGACGAAGAACUAUAACCACAUCCAGUGUCUGUUAGCUUGCUCAAGACAAACCUCCUGUUUUUCAGUGAAUUAUAAUCGCCAGGGUAAAAUCUGUCAGAUGAACAAUCAAAUACGUGAGAUUGCUGCCGAUGGACACUUCUUAUCAAACUCCUCAUACGAUUACAUGGAAAAGGUCAUCAAUAAAGAAUUUCAGAAAGAUGGUGUAUAUUUCCUGUCAGUUUUUCAUGAUUACCAGGAAGCAGAAAAAAUUUGCAGAAUCCGUUCAGGCUCAAUUGCUUCUUACGAGCAGUUAUACAACGCGUUUCAACCAAGUCUGAAGAACUGCAAAGAGGGCUGGCUUAUCAGUGGAGAGAUUGCAUUUACCGAAAUAACAGGUCAAUGCACAUUAAAACCACCAGAACAGCGUAGCAAUGUGUUUCCUUGCAAAAUAUAUCAAAGUGGGGUUUAUUGUUACAGAGAUUAUAACGAAUCGGUAGAUAUAUUUGACUAUUUACCAAAAACCCAACGGAUCAUUCGACUGACAGACAGUAACUCAAAAAAGUUGAAUGCAGAAGAUGCUGAGAUAUGUUGCAGUACUGACUUCGGUGGUCAUCUUGCAAUGCCUGUUGAGGUGUAUACAACCUCGUUGUCACUAGGAGUUAAUCUUUGCGAAGCAGGAUGGCUUUCAAAUUGGUUGGCAGGCAACCCAUGCUAUGGGCAUAUGCCACCUGACUUUUGGCUUUUUCCAAUAGGUAAUUUAAUUCGGUUCAAAAGUCCGACAAACGAAUAUAACGCAUUUUGUUUUGUCCCUCUCUCAAAACAAAACAUAACUUAUACUGACCCCUUCCCGUCUCAUCGUGUCGCGAGUGUAGAAAUGGGUUACACUUUAAAUUACUAUGAUGCUCGUGAUUUCUGCAAAAGUCGCGGCGGUAGAAUGGCAACGAGAGCGGAAGUAGAGUACGCACAGCAGUCAGGAUAUGACUGUUGUAGUGCUGGCUGGGUCACUAGUGGAGAAGUCGUUUACCCUGUAGCAAAAGCCAGGGGUGGUUGUGCUAAUUACACUGUGUCAGUUAUUACCUGGGGUUACCAAAAUAAGGCAACAUUUCUUGCAAGCUCCUUUUGUUAUAUGGAAUAAAACAACUACUGGUAGUUGUAAAAUCGCACGGGUUGACUGCCUCAUUAGAAUAAUGAUGCUAUAAUUAUUUAAACCAGAGAUUACAGAGUAAUAGAUAAAGUAUGCAUAUAUGUAGGAGUAUAGAUAAUUAUUCAUAUCCUAACAAUCCAAAUAAGUGUAUUAAUUCUUUGAUUUAUUAACAUUUAUUGUUUUCAAUUGUACUACUAUGCUUGUAUUUAAAAUUUUCAUACUAAAGUGCUUAAACCUUUUACUAAGCAUUAUUUACAUAUUGACUAAUUGCCUUCGAUUUACAACAAAAGAUUUAUUACACGAAUUUUUCAGAAAGUCAUAUAAAAAUAUCGAAAUGACAAUUAUGAUAUGAAUUUACGUAAGAUUAUUGGAACUUGAUACUUGUAAUAUUAAUGAUUGACAGCAGCUUAAUUUUUAUCGACAUCUAAAGCUUUGUCUUGUUUAAAUCUCUUGUGGAAUUACAUUAU